CUUGGGUAAACUCAGGGGUAAAGUUGGUAACAAGCUGCUGCAGCUCACACCGAAGCAGCUGAGCGGCGCAUUGUUUGCGGCUUCCCUCCCCGGUACAGCAAGCGACAUGAUUGCCCCCCUGGAGACCCAUUGGAUCUCCUUCCAUGUGGCCUGCCUCGCCGCUCUCCAACCGGCCCCGGUCAGGGCAUUCCGGCUGCAACCCUGAUGGGAGAUUGUCGACCCAACCAGCCGCCAAUGUCAUGCAUUCAGACCAGUACGCCGAAAUAUUCCCUUUGGGUUUCAUGAUCUAAUUACGGUCUCCCCGACACCGGCGAGCUCGUUAGCGAUGCAGUAACCUUCCUUCCCUUCAUUACCUGUUUCUCGUCGAUGUGAGCACUUAGUUGCCUCGAGUCCUCCGCUCACACGAGCAACUAGCAACCACAUCGGAAGCGCCCGAGCGGGCUCAAGAUGGAUCAGAACCUGAGCGACGCGGCGGUCCAGGAGCUGGAGCAGCUCCUGGACACCAAGAUCUACCCCGGCACCGAGAUCAUGAAGGACGUUGGCGGAUACCACUUCGCCAGAGCCGGCAGCGGUCACCGGUCCGUCCUCGUCCCCCAGCCGUCGGCCGACCCUCACGAUCCGCUCAACUGGUCGCCGCUCUGGAAAGGCCUCACGCUAUUCUCCGCUACCGUGCUCACAUUUGCCCAGACCUUUGGUCCGCUCGCGCUGGCGCCCAUGUUCGGCUCCUACAUCCAAGAAUGGGGACGCGACCUGGCCGACGUCGUGCAGUUCACCGGCGUGGCCAUCCUGGUCCUGGGGUUUAGCAACUUCAUCUGGGUGCCCAUCAUGGUCUGCUUCGGCAGGCGGCCCGUGGCCAUCCUCUCGACACUCGUGUGCUUGGGCAGCGCCAUCUGGCGGGCCCGCGCGACCAGCUACGACUCUUUCAUGGGCGCCUGCAUUCUCAAUGGAGUCGGUGCCGGGCCGAGCGAGACGCUAAUGCCGCAAGUUGUUGCCGACGUCGUCUUCCUCCACGACCGCGGCAAGUACCAGACGCUGUACUUCGGCAUGUACUUCCUAUCACUGACCGUCGGCCCGAUCGUCGCCGGUCCGAUGGCCGAGAACGUGGGCUGGCGGAGCUUCUGGUGGCUCUACACGGGGUUAGUGCUCUUCUGCCUGAUCUGCAGCAUCUUCCUGUUUCCCGAGACGCGAUACCGACGGACGCCAGAACCGUCUUCCGGUAACACGGUCCAGACCGCUUCGCCGGCGUCCGGCAGCGAAACGAAGAUUCCGGACGGCGACGACUCCCAGACGAACGAAAAGAACGCACCGGCAAGCAGUGACGCCGUCAGCAAGGGCAGCGCGGUCGAACCGGAACCAGCCCAUCUCGCCGCCACAGCGGACGGCGGCAAUACCACCCUCGGCCGCGGCCGACCCUCGCGCGCGCAGUUCCUCCCAUUCCAGCGCUACGAGGGCAGCAUCCUCCGGGAGAUCUGGCUACCACUAUACCUGCACGCGUACCCGGUGGUCGACUUCGCGGCCUUUGUCGUGUCGUGGUCGGCGUCGUGCUACCUGGUGGUCAACCUCUCGCAGACGCAGGCGUUCGCGGCGCCGCCGUACAACUACGCGAGCGGCACGAUCGGGCUCUUCAACCUGGCGCUGUUCGGCGGCGGCGUCAUCGGCCUGUUGACCUGCGGGCCGCUGUCGGACUGGGUGGCGGCGCGGCUGACGGAGCGCAACGGCGGCGUGCGCGAGCCCGAGAUGCGGCUGGUCGCCAUGGUGCCCUACGUGCUCGUCAUGGUCGUUGGUAGUGUGGUGACGGCGGUGGGCUACGACAACGCGUGGCCGUGGCAGGCCGUCGUCGUCGUCGGCUACGGCGCGCUGGGCAUGCAGGUCGCCGCCAUCCCGUCCAUCGCCAGCACGUACGCCGUCGACAGUUACAAGCCCGUCACCGGGUCCAUCUUUGUCAUGAUCACCAUCAACAAGAAUCUGUGGGGCUAUGGUAUCGGGAGGUUCCUUACGCCCUGGGCGGCGAGCAGCGGCUUCGAGCCUCCGCUUCUGAUGAACAUGGCUAUGACGGUCGUUUUCUGUGCUUGCGGCAUCAUCUUCUGGUUCUUUGGGAAGAGAUUGAGGGGACUGACAGCAAAGUCGUUCGUACACAAGGAGGACUGAGCCAGACGAAGCGGCAGUGAGAAGAGGCGGGAUGUGGAGGUGUCAUCAUCUCAGGAAAGAGUGAUUUGGCGAUAUUGCUACUAUAAUUGUAUAUUAUAUACCAGGCCUCCUUAAUAGGGAGUUAGUAUAUAAAAGUUACUUUGUCCCAGC
Messenger RNA from Chaetomium fimeti, 2298 nucleotides. RefSeq names its product major facilitator superfamily domain-containing protein. Gene Ontology annotation, biological process: transmembrane transport. The transcript is spliced from 2 exons. The record is from RefSeq and is a predicted model, not a curated record. The coding region runs from base 448 to 2148 and encodes 566 amino acids. Gene Ontology annotation, cellular component: plasma membrane. NCBI's taxonomy places the organism in Eukaryota, Fungi, Ascomycota, Sordariomycetes, Sordariales, Chaetomiaceae. Gene Ontology annotation, molecular function: transmembrane transporter activity.